Molecule: messenger RNA, 15540 nt
Organism: Lepus europaeus (European hare)
Lineage: Eukaryota; Metazoa; Chordata; Mammalia; Lagomorpha; Leporidae
Gene: MUC5AC
Product: mucin 5AC, oligomeric mucus/gel-forming
Exons: 53
Coding region: 1-15540 (5179 amino acids)
Cellular component (GO): extracellular matrix
Molecular function (GO): protein binding
Source: RefSeq, a predicted model, not a curated record
AUGGGCGUCGGCCGGAGGAAGCUGGCCCCACUCUGGGCCCUGGCCCUGGCCCUGGCCUGCGCCCAGCACACAGGCCAUGCCCAGGGUGGCUCCUCAGAAUCCAGCUACGGCUCCUACCUCGACCUCCCUGCCGUCCCACCGGGGCCCAGCGGUGACUCCCUCCGAGGGGUGACCGUGGUCCCACCCCUGAGGACCAUCCCCGUGGUGCGAGCCCUGGACCCCGUGCACAACGGCCGGGUGUGCAGCACCUGGGGCGACUUCCACUACAAGACCUUCGACGGCGCCGUCUUCCGCUUCCCGGGCCUCUGCAACUACGUGUUCUCGGCGCACUGCGGCGGCGCCUACGAGGACUUCAACGUGCAGCUGCGCCGCGGCCGGCAGGACAGCGUCGCGGCCCCCAGCAGGGUCAUCAUGAAACUGGAGGGCCUGGUGGUCGAGCUCACCAAUCACUCCGUCCUGGUCAGCGGCCGCCCGGUGCAGCUGCCCUUCAGCCAGUUUGGGAUUCUCAUAGAACGCAGCAGCGGCUCCCUGAAGGUGGUGGCCAAGCUGGGCCUGGUCUUCAUGUGGAACCAGGACGACAGCCUGCUGCUGGAGCUGGACUCCAAGUUCGCCAACCAGACCUGUGGGCUCUGUGGAGACUUCAACGGCAUCCCCGUGUCCAGCGAGUUUCUGUCCCACAACACCAGGCUGACCCCCGUGGAGUUCGGGAACCUGCAGAAGUUGGAUGGCCCCAUGGAGCAGUGUCAGGACCCGGCCCCCGAAACCAAGAGGAACUGCUCCACAGCCCCGGGCGUGUGCGAGGAGGUGCUGGGCGGCGAGCUGUUCGCGAGCUGCGUGGAGCUGGUGGACGUGCACAGCUACGUCGAGGCCUGCCGGCAAGACCUCUGCCUCUGUGACAGCGCCCACCCCGCCAGCUGCAUCUGCCAGACCCUAGCCGAGUACGCGCGCCAGUGCGCCCACGCCGGCGGGCUGCCCCUGGACUGGCGGGGCCCCGACCUCUGCCCCCUGACGUGUCCCCACGACAUGGAGUACCACGAGUGCCGCUCACCCUGCGCCGACACCUGCUCCAACCCCGAGCGCUCCCAGCUCUGCGAGGACCACUGCGUGGCCGGCUGCUUCUGCCCUGAGGGGAUGGUGCUGGACGACAUUGGCCAGGCCGGCUGUGUCCCCGUGACCCAGUGCGCCUGCACCUACAACGGGACCACCUAUGCGUCAGGAGCCAAAUACUCCACGGACUGCACCGAGUGCACCUGCUCUGGAGGCCGCUGGAGCUGCCAGGACAUCCCAUGUCCGGGCACCUGCUCAGUGCUGGGAGGCGCCCACUUCUCCACGUUCGACGAGAGGCAGUACACGGUGCACGGGGACUGCAGCUACGUGCUGGCCAAGUCCUGUAACAGCAGCACCUUCACCGUGCUGGCGGAGCUGCGCAGGUGCGGGCUGACAGACAGCGAGACCUGCCUGAAGAGCGUGACGCUGAACCUGGACGGGGGGCAGACGGUCGUGGUGGUCAAGGCCAGCGGGGAGGUGUUUGUGAACCAUAUCUACACCCAGCUGCCCGUCUCCGCAGCCAACGUCACCAUCUUCAGGCCCUCCACCUUCUUCAUCAUCGCCCACACCCACCUGGGCCUGCAGCUAGACGUCCAGCUGGUGCCCACCAUGCAGGUGGCCGUGAGGCUGGAGCCCAAGUUCCGGGGCUGGACCUGCGGUCUCUGCGGGAAUUUCAACAGCGUGCAGGCGGACGACUUCCGGGCCAUCAGCGGCGUGGUGGAGGGCACAGCCGCCGCCUUCUUCAACACCUUCAAGACCCAUGCCUCCUGCCCCAACGUCAAGAACAACUUCGAGGACCCCUGCUCCCUCAGCGUGGAGAACGAGAAGUUUGCCCAGCACUGGUGCUCGCGGCUGAUGGACGCCCAAGGCCCCUUUGCCCAGUGCCACUCCGCCGUGAGCCCCGACACCUACCACUCGAACUGCCUGUUCGACACCUGCAACUGUGAGAAGAGCGAGGACUGCCUGUGCGCAGCCCUGGCCUCCUACGUGCGCGCCUGUGCCGCCAAGGGCGUGCUGCUCCGCGGCUGGCGGGACGGCGUCUGCACCAAGCAUACGAGCAGCUGCCCCAAGUCCAUGACCUACCACUACCACAUCAGCACCUGCCAGCCCACCUGCCGCUCCCGCAGCGAGCCCGACCUCACCUGCGGCGUCAGCUUCGUGCCCGUGGACGGCUGCGCCUGCCCAGAGGGCACCUUCCUGGACGACGUGGGCAAGUGUGUGGAGGCCACCAGCUGUCCCUGCUACCAUGGCGGCUCUGUGGUUCCCAACGGCGAGUCUGUGCACGACAGCGGGGCCGUCUGCACCUGCACACAGGGGACGCUGACCUGCAUUGGAGGCCCAGCUCCGGCCCCAGUGUGUGACGCGCCCAUGGUCUUCUUCGACUGCCGCAACGCCACGGCCGGGGCCACGGGGGCUGGCUGUCAGAAGAGCUGUCACACCCUGGACAUGGAGUGUUACAGCUCCCAGUGCGUGCCCGGCUGCGUGUGCCCUGACGGGCUGGUGGCCGACGGCCUCGGCGGCUGCAUCACUGAGGAAGAGUGUCCCUGUGUGCACAACGAGGCCAGCUACGGCCCCGGAGAGACCAUCUGGACGGGGUGCAACACCUGCACCUGUGAGAACAGGAAGUGGCGCUGCUCGGACGAGCCCUGCCUGGCCACCUGCGCCGUCUACGGGGACGGCCACUACCUCACCUUCGACGGGCGGCGCUACAGCUUCAGCGGCGACUGCGAGUACACGCUGUUGCAGGACCAGUGCGGUGGGAACGUCAGCGCCCAGGACGCCUUCCGAGUCGUCACCGAGAACGUCCCCUGUGGCACCACAGGGACCACCUGCUCCAAGGCCAUCAAGAUCUUCCUGGGGAGCUACGAGCUGAAGCUGAGCGAUGGGAAGGUGGAGGUGGUGGAGAAAGGCAAGGGCCAGGAGCCGCCCUACUCCAUCCGCCAGAUGGGCAUCUUCCUGGUGCUCGACACUGACGCCGGCCUGGUGCUGCUGUGGGACAGGAGGACCAGCCUCUUCCUCAGGCUCAGCCCCGAGUUCAAGGGCAGGGUCUGUGGCCUGUGCGGGAACUUCGACGACAACGCCAUGAACGACUUCACCACGCGGAGCCAGUCAGUGGUGGGCGACGCGCUGGAGUUCGGGAACAGCUGGAAGUUCUCGCCGUCCUGCCCGGACGCGCGGGCGCCCAGGGACUCCUGCACCGCCAACCCCUACCGCAAGUCCUGGGCCCAGAAGCAGUGCAGCAUCAUCCACAGCGCCACCUUCGCUGAAUGCCACGCCCACGUGGAGCCUGCUGCGUACUACGAGGCCUGCGUGCAGGACGCCUGCGCCUGUGACUCGGGCGGUGACUGCGAGUGCUUCUGCACGGCCGUGGCCGCCUACGCCCAGGCCUGCCACGAGGUGGGCGUGUGCGUGUCCUGGAGGAGCCCGGACGUGUGCCCGCUGUUCUGUGACUUCUACAACCCCGAGGGCCAGUGCGAGUGGCACUACCAGCCCUGUGGGGCUCCCUGCAUGAGGACAUGCCGGAACCCCAGUGGAGAGUGCCUGCACAGCGUGCCCGGCCUGGAAGGCUGCUACCCCAAGUGCCCCUCGACGGCCCCCAUCUUUGAUGAGGACGAGAUGAAGUGUGUGGCCACAUGCCCACUGCCGCCCCCCGCCCCACGCUGCCACAUCCACGGGAAGUCGUACCGGCCGGGUGCCACGGUGCCCUCGGACGAGAACUGUCACUCCUGCGUCUGCACCGAGAGCGGCGUGCGCUGUGCCUACGACGCUGAGGCCUGCGUCUGCACCUACCAUGGGCGGCACUACAAGCCGGGGACUGUCAUCUACCACACGACCGACGGCACAGGCGGCUGCAUCUCCGCCCGCUGUGGGGCCAACGGCACCAUCGACAGGACGGUCUCCACCUGCAGUCCCACCACCGCCGUGCCCCCUACCACCUUCUCCUUCUCCACCGCCCCGUCCGUGGUGAGCUCCACGCGUCCCCCCAGCACCAGCCCCAGCCCUGCUCAGAGCACGGUGCCCACAGGACGCGCCAGCAGCACCGUCUCCACAGCCACAAGCAGGUCCCCCAGGACGGUGCCUUCGACGGCCUCCAGCCCGGCCCCCACAGACUGCGGGGAGCAGUGCCAAUGGUCACCCUGGCUGGACAUCAGCCGUCCCGGACGGGGCAAAGACAGCGGGGACUACGACACGCUGGACAACCUCCGUGCCCACGGGUACCGGGUUUGCCAACAGCCGAGGGAAGUGGAGUGUCGCGCGGAGGAUGCGCCCGAGGUGGCGCUGUCCCUGUUGGGGCAGCGCGUGCAGUGCACGCCGGCCGUGGGGCUCACGUGCCACAACAGGGAGCAGGCGUCCGGGCAAUGCCACAACUACCAGAUCAGGAUCCUCUGCUGCUCCCCACUGGCCUGCCACACCUCCAGCCUCACCACGCGCCCCACCACCUCCAGCACGACCCACACAGGGCUCUCUCCUACCCCUGUCACCGCAACCGGCCGAGCCACGGCCUCCAAGGCUACCACGACUCCUGCCCCAGGAACCCCCUCACCAAGCCAAACAACUGCCGUGACGCCCAGCCUAAUGCCAGGGCCAACGACAGCCGGGACAACAGCCUCCAGGUCCAGCCCGACCCUGGAGACCUCCGCAGCCCCCUCGGAGCCAGCUCCCCACGAGCCCAGCCGAGUGUCCUGCACACAGGAGAUCUGCACGUGGACCCCGUGGAUUGACGGCAGCUACCCUGGGCCAGACAGGGACAGUGGAGACUUCGACACUUUCCAGAAUCUGAGAGCCAAGGGCUAUAAAUUCUGCAAGACGCCCUCGAACGUGCAGUGCAGGGCCCAGUUCUUCCCCAACACGCCGCUGGCCGAGCUGGGGCAGGAUGUGACGUGUAAUCGCGAGGAGGGGCUGAUCUGUCUCAACAAGAACCAGCUGCCCCCGAUCUGCUACAACUACGAGAUCCGCAUCCAGUGCUGCCAGAUGGUGGACAGCUGUCGCGGCGGCACCACAGUGCCACCAACGUCAGAAACCACACAGCCCACUCGCCCAGAAAUGAGCACCAGUGCUCAGACCGCACUGACCCGAGCCAUGCCAUCACCCACAACCAGGCACACAGCACCAACGACAAACACGCAAGCCAUAGGCAGCCAGACAACGACCAGGCCACACAUGGGCACAGCCCCCGCAACAACAGACUGCCAGCCACGGUGCAGCUGGACCAAGUGGUUCGACGUGGACUUCCCAGCCCCGGGGGUCCACGGAGGGGACAAGGAGACCUACGACAACAUCCUCAGGCAUGGGGAGAGGAUCUGCCGCCGGCCCGAGGAGAUCAUGCGGCUGCAGUGCCGAGCUGAGAACCACCCCGACGUGAGCAUCGAGCGGCUGGGCCAGGUGGUGCAGUGCGACCCCGACGUGGGCCUGGUCUGCCAUAACCGCGACCAGGAGGGAGCUGGCGGGAUGUGCCUCAACUACGAGGUGCGCGUGCUGUGCUGCGAGACCCCCAGAGGCUGCCCUACUCCCUCCGCGCUCACAGUUCCCAGCACCCCAUGGGAGACUGUCACCAGCCCUACGCACACCACCUCCUCCAUGGGGACAGGAAGCAGCACCUCCAGCACCAGACCCAGCACAACCUCUGCCCCUACAACCAGCUCCACCUCCAAGUCAGGAACCAGCACCUCCUCUACGGAGACAGGAAGUUCAACCUCAGUGAGACACACCAGCACAACCUCUUCUCCUACAACCACCACCUCUGCCCAUACAACAACCACAGCCUCUGCUCCUACAACCACAGCCUCUGUUCCAUCAAGCAGCUCCACCUCCACAUCAAGAACCAGGACAACCUCUAAGGAGACAGGAAGUUCAACCUCCAUGACACACACGGGCACAACCCCUGCUCCUACAACCUCGGCUACUACAACCCAUCCCACAUCAACCUCAAGAACCAGCACCUCCUCUACAGAGACAGGAAGUCCAAAAUCUGUGACCCACAUGGGCACAAACUCAACACCUGUUCCCAUCACCGGCACAACCUCUGUUCCCAUAACCGGCACAAGCCAUCCCGGUACACAGGAGAUGACUCCCUCCCAGCCCAUCACCUCCGACUGCCAGCCAAGGUGCAGAUGGACCAAGUGGUUCGACGUGGACUUCCCAGCCCCGGGGGUCCACGGAGGGGACAAGGAGACCUACGACAACAUCCUCAGGCAUGGGGAGAGGAUCUGCCGCCGGCCCGAGGAGAUCACGCGGCUGCAGUGCCGAGCUGAGAACCACCCCGACGUGAGCAUCGAGCGGCUGGGCCAGGUGGUGCAGUGCGACCCCGACGUGGGCCUGGUCUGCCAUAACCGCGACCAGGAGGGAGCUGGAGGGAUGUGCCUCAACUACGAGGUGCGCGUGCUGUGCUGCGAGACCCCCAGAGGCUGCCCUACUCCCUCCGCGCUCACAGUUCCCAGCACCCCAUGGGAGACUGUCACCAGCCCUACACACACCACCUCCUCCAUGGGGACAGGAAGCAGCACCUCCAGCACCAGACCCAGCACACCCUCAGCCCCUACAACCAGCUCCACCUCCAAACACACCAGCACAACCUCUUCUCCUACAACCACCACCUCUUCUCCUACAACCACCACCUCUGCCCAUACAACAACCACAGCCUCUGCUCCUACAACCACAGCCUCUGUUCCAUCAAGCAGCUCCACCUCCACAUCAAGAACCAGGACAACCUCUAAGGAGACAGGAAGUUCAACCUCCAUGACACACACGGGCACAACCCCUGCUCCUACAACCACAACCUCAGCUACUACAACCCAUCCCACAUCAACCUCAAGAACCAGCACCUCCUCUACAGAGACAGGAAGUCCAAAAUCUGUGACCCACAUGGGCACAAAGUCUACUUCUACAACCAGCUCCACCUCCACUUCAAGAACCAGGACAACCUCUAAGGAGACAGGAAGUUCAACCUCCAUGACACACACGGGCACAACCCCUGCUCCUACAACCACAACCUCGGCUACUACAACCCAUCCCACAUCAACCUCGAGAACCAGCACCUCCUCGACGGAGACAGCACGUUCAACUUCCAUGUCACACACAAGAACAAGGACAUCCUCUUCUCCAACUACGAGCUCAACACCUGUUCCCAUCACCGGCACAACCUCUGUUCCCAUAACCGGCACAAGCCAUCCCGGUACACAGGAGAUGACUCCCUCCCAGCCCACCACCUCCGACUGCCAGCCAAGGUGCAGAUGGACCAAGUGGUUCGACGUGGACUUCCCAGCCCCGGGGGUCCACGGAGGGGACAAGGAGACCUACGACAACAUCCUCAGGCAUGGGGAGAGGAUCUGCCGCCGGCCCGAGGAGAUCAUGCGGCUGCAGUGCCGAGCUGAGAACCACCCCGACGUGAGCAUAGAGCGGCUGGGCCAGGUGGUGCAGUGCGACCCCGACGUGGGCCUGGUCUGCCAUAACCGCGACCAGGAGGGAGCUGGCGGGAUGUGCCUCAACUACGAGGUGCGCGUGCUGUGCUGCGAGACCCCCAGAGGCUGCCCUACUCCCUCCGCGCUCACAGUUCCCAGCACCCCAUGGGAGACUGUCACCAGCCCUACGCACACCACCUCCUCCAUGGGGACAGGAAGCAGCACCUCCAGCACCAGACCCAGCACACCCUCAGCCCCUACAACCAGCUCCACCUCCAAGUCAGGAACCAGCACCUCCUCUACGGAGACAGGAAGUUCAACCUCAGUGAGACACACCAGCACAACCUCUUCUCCUACAACCACCACCUCUGCCCAUACAACAACCACAGCCUCUGCUCCUACAACCACAGCCUUUUCUACUUCUACAACCAGCUCCACCGCCACAUCAAGAACCAGGACAACCUCUAAGGAGACAGGAAGUUCAACCUCCAUGACACACACGGGCACAACCCCUGCUCCUACAACCUCGGCUACUACAACCCAUCCCACAUCAACCUCAAGAACCAGCACCUCCUCAACGGAGACAGCACGUUCAACUUCCAUGUCACACACAAGAACAAGGACAUCCUCUUCUCCAACUACGAGCUCAACACCUGUUCCCAUCACCGGCACAACCUCUGUUCCCAUAACCGGCACAAGCCAUCCCGGUACACAGGAGAUGACUCCCUCCCAGCCCAUCACCUCCGACUGCCAGCCAAGGUGCAGAUGGACCAAGUGGUUCGACGUGGACUUCCCAGCCCCGGGGGUCCACGGAGGGGACAAGGAGACCUACGACAACAUCCUCAGGCAUGGGGAGAGGAUCUGCCGCCGGCCCGAGGAGAUCACGCGGCUGCAGUGCCGAGCUGAGAACCACCCCGACGUGAGCAUCGAGCGGCUGGGCCAGGUGGUGCAGUGCGACCCCGACGUGGGCCUGGUCUGCCAUAACCGCGACCAGGAGGGAGCUGGAGGGAUGUGCCUCAACUACGAGGUGCGCGUGCUGUGCUGCGAGACCCCCAGAGGCUGCCCUACUCCCUCCGCGCUCACAGUUCCCAGCACCCCAUGGGAGACUGUCACCAGCCCUACGCACACCACCUCCUCCAUGGGGACAGGAAGCAGCACCUCCAGCACCAGACCCAGCACACCCUCAGCCCCUACAACCAGCUCCACCUCCAAGUCAGGAACCAGCACCUCCUCUACGGAGACAGGAAGUUCAACCUCAGUGAGACACACCAGCACAACCUCUUCUCCUACAACCACCACCUCUGCCCAUACAACAACCACAGCCUCUGCUCCUACAACCACAGCCUCUUCUACUUCUACAACCAGCUCCACCGCCACAUCAAGAACCAGGACAACCUCUAAGGAGACAGGAAGUUCAACCUCCAUGACACACACGGGCACAACCCCUGCUCCUACAACCACAACCUCGGCUACUACAACCCAUCCCACAUCAACCUCAAGAACCAGCACCUCCUCGAAGGAGACAGCACGUUCAACUUCCAUGUCACACACAAGAACAAGAACAUCCUCUUCUCCAACUACGAGCUCAACACCUGUUCCCAUCACCGGCACAACCUCUGUUCCCAUAACCGGCACAAGCCAUCCCGGUACACAGGAGAUGACUCCCUCCCAGCCCAUCACCUCCGACUGCCAGCCAAGGUGCAGAUGGACCAAGUGGUUCGACGUGGACUUCCCAGCCCCGGGGGUCCACGGAGGGGACAAGGAGACCUACGACAACAUCCUCAGGCAUGGGGAGAGGAUCUGCCGCCGGCCCGAGGAGAUCACGCGGCUGCAGUGCCGAGCUGAGAACCACCCCGACGUGAGCAUCGAGCGGCUGGGCCAGGUGGUGCAGUGCGACCCCGACGUGGGCCUGGUCUGCCAUAACCGCGACCAGGAGGGAGCUGGCGGGAUGUGCCUCAACUACGAGGUGCGCGUGCUGUGCUGCGAGACCCCCAGAGGCUGCCCUACUCCCUCCGCGCUCACAGUUCCCAGCACCCCAUGGGAGACUGUCACCAGCCCUACACACACCACCUCCUCCAUGGGGACAGGAAGCAGCACCUCCAGCACCAGACCCAGCACACCCUCAGCCCCUACAACCAGCUCCACCUCCAAGUCAGGAACCAGCACCUCCUCUACGGAGACAGGAAGUUCAACCUCAGUGAGACACACCAGCACAACCUCUUCUCCUACAACCACCACCUCUUCUCCUACAACCACCACCUCUGCCCAUACAACAACCACAGCCUCUGCUCCUACAACCACAGCCUCUGUUCCAUCAAGCAGCUCCACCUCCACAUCAAGAACCAGGACAACCUCUAAGGAGACAGGAAGUUCAACCUCCAUGACACACACGGGCACAACCCCUGCUCCUACAACCACAACCUCAGCUACUACAACCCAUCCCACAUCAACCUCAAGAACCAGCACCUCCUCUACAGAGACAGGAAGUCCAAAAUCUGUGACCCACAUGGGCACAAAGUCUACUUCUACAACCAGCUCCACCUCCACUUCAAGAACCAGGACAACCUCUAAGGAGACAGGAAGUUCAACCUCCAUGACACACACGGGCACAACCCCUGCUCCUACAACCACAACCUCGGCUACUACAACCCAUCCCACAUCAACCUCGAGAACCAGCACCUCCUCAACGGAGACAGCACGUUCAACUUCCAUGUCACACACAAGAACAAGGACAUCCUCUUCUCCAACUACGAGCUCAACACCUGUUCCCAUCACCGGCACAACCUCUGUUCCCAUAACCGGCACAAGCCAUCCCGGUACACAGGAGAUGACUCCCUCCCAGCCCACCACCUCCGACUGCCAGCCAAGGUGCAGAUGGACCAAGUGGUUCGACGUGGACUUCCCAGCCCCGGGGGUCCACGGAGGGGACAAGGAGACCUACGACAACAUCCUCAGGCAUGGGGAGAGGAUCUGCCGCCGGCCCGAGGAGAUCAUGCGGCUGCAGUGCCGAGCUGAGAACCACCCCGACGUGAGCAUCGAGCGGCUGGGCCAGGUGGUGCAGUGCGACCCCGACGUGGGCCUGGUCUGCCAUAACCGCGACCAGGAGGGAGCUGGCGGGAUGUGCCUCAACUACGAGGUGCGCGUGCUGUGCUGCGAGACCCCCAGAGGCUGCCCUACUCCCUCCGCGCUCACAGUUCCCAGCACCCCAUGGGAGACUGUCACCAGCCCUACGCACACCACCUCCUCCAUGGGGACAGGAAGCAGCACCUCCAGCACCAGACCCAGCACACCCUCAGCCCCUACAACCAGCUCCACCUCCAAGUCAGGAACCAGCACCUCCUCUACGGAGACAGGAAGUUCAACCUCAGUGAGACACACCAGCACAACCUCUUCUCCUACAACCACCACCUCUGCCCAUACAACAACCACAGCCUCUGCUCCUACAACCACAGCCUCUGUUCCAUCAAGCAGCUCCACCUCCACAUCAAGAACCAGGACAACCUCUAAGGAGACAGGAAGUUCAACCUCCAUGACACACACGGGCACAACCCCUGCUCCUACAACCUCGGCUACUACAACCCAUCCCACAUCAACCUCAAGAACCAGCACCUCCUCUACAGAGACAGGAAGUCCAAAAUCUGUGACCCACAUGGGCACAAAGUCUACUUCUACAACCAGCUCCACCGCCACAUCAAGAACCAGGACAACCUCUAAGGAGACAGGAAGUUCAACCUCCAUGACACACACGGGCACAACCCCUGCUCCUACAACCACAACCUCGGCUACUACAACCCAUCCCACAUCAACCUCAAGAACCAGCACCUCCUCGAAGGAGACAGCACGUUCAACUUCCAUGUCACACACAAGAACAAGAACAUCCUCUUCUCCAACUACGAGCUCAACACCUGUUCCCAUCACCGGCACAACCUCUGUUCCCAUAACCGGCACAAGCCAUCCCGGUACACAGGAGAUGACUCCCUCCCAGCCCAUCACCUCCGACUGCCAGCCAAGGUGCAGAUGGACCAAGUGGUUCGACGUGGACUUCCCAGCCCCGGGGGUCCACGGAGGGGACAAGGAGACCUACGACAACAUCCUCAGGCAUGGGGAGAGGAUCUGCCGCCGGCCCGAGGAGAUCACGCGGCUGCAGUGCCGAGCUGAGAACCACCCCGACGUGAGCAUCGAGCGGCUGGGCCAGGUGGUGCAGUGCGACCCCGACGUGGGCCUGGUCUGCCAUAACCGCGACCAGGAGGGAGCUGGAGGGAUGUGCCUCAACUACGAGGUGCGCGUGCUGUGCUGCGAGACCCCCAGAGGCUGCCCUACUCCCUCCGCGCUCACAGUUCCCAGCACCCCAUGGGAGACUGUCACCAGCCCUACGCACACCACCUCCUCCAUGGGGACAGGAAGCAGCACCUCCAGCACCAGACCCAGCACACCCUCAGCCCCUACAACCAGCUCCACCUCCAAGUCAGGAACCAGCACCUCCUCUACGGAGACAGGAAGUUCAACCUCAGUGAGACACACCAGCACAACCUCUUCUCCUACAACCACCACCUCUGCCCAUACAACAACCACAGCCUCUGCUCCUACAACCACAGCCUCUGUUCCAUCAAGCAGCUCCACCUCCACAUCAAGAACCAGGACAACCUCUAAGGAGACAGGAAGUUCAACCUCCAUGACACACACGGGCACAACCCCUGCUCCUACAACCUCGGCUACUACAACCCAUCCCACAUCAACCUCAAGAACCAGCACCUCCUCUACAGAGACAGGAAGUCCAAAAUCUGUGACCCACAUGGGCACAAAGUCUACUUCUACAACCAGCUCCACCGCCACAUCAAGAACCAGGACAACCUCUAAGGAGACAGGAAGUUCAACCUCCAUGACACACACGGGCACAACCCCUGCUCCUACAACCUCAGCUACUACAACCCAUCCCACAUCAACCUCAAGAACCAGCACCUCCUCGAAGGAGACAGCACGUUCAACUUCCAUGUCACACACAAGAACAAGAACAUCCUCUUCUCCAACUACGAGCUCAACACCUGUUCCCAUCACCGGCACAACCUCUGUUCCCAUAACCGGCACAAGCCAUCCCGGUACACAGGAGAUGACUCCCUCCCAGCCCAUCACCUCCGACUGCCAGCCACGGUGCAGCUGGACCAAGUGGUUCGACGUGGACUUCCCAGCCCCGGGGGUCCACGGAGGGGACAAGGAGACCUACGACAACAUCCUCAGGCAUGGGGAGAGGAUCUGCCGCCGGCCCGAGGAGAUCAUGCGGCUGCAGUGCCGAGCUGAGAACCACCCCGACGUGAGCAUCGAGCGGCUGGGCCAGGUGGUGCAGUGCGACCCCGACGUGGGCCUGGUCUGCCAUAACCGCGACCAGGAGGGAGCUGGCGGGAUGUGCCUCAACUACGAGGUGCGCGUGCUGUGCUGCGAGACCCCCAGUGGCUGCCCUUCGAUGCCUCCCCUGGUGACUUCAUCUCCGAUGACCUCGUCCACUGCUCCGUCCACCCUGUCACCGUCCACUGCCUUGGUGCACGGCUCCUCCACGCAGACUGCCAACACCUGCUUCUGCUUUGUGGCUGACAAGCUGUACCCGGCAGGCUCCAUCAUCUACUACCAGAGAGAUCUUGACGGGCACUGCUAUCACGCCACGUGCAACCAGGACUGCCACGUGGUCAGAGGUGUGGACAGCGACUGUCCCCCCACCACGCCGCCCGCAAUCCGGACCACGCCCCCAUCCACGUCCACUUCUGAGCCUGUCACUCCACCCGGGUGCUCAAACACGAUUCCUCCAAGAAAGAAAGGGGAAACCUGGCCCAUGCCCAACUGCUCCCAAGCCACCUGUGAGGGCCACGACACCAUCUCCGUGCACCCGCGCCAGUGCCCGAAGGUUUCGGAGCCCACCUGCGCCAAUGGCUACCCCCCACUGAAGGUGGCCGACCAGGACGGCUGUUGCCAUCACUACCAGUGCCAGUGUGUGUGCAGCGGCUGGGGCGACCCCCACUACAUCACCUUCGACGGCACCUACUACACCUUCCUGGACAACUGCACCUACGUGCUCAUGCAGCAGAUCGUCCCCGUGUUCGGCCACCUGCGCGUGCUCAUCGACAACUACUUCUGCGACGCUGAGGACGGGCUGUCCUGCCCGCAGUCCAUCAUCGUCGAGUACCGGCACGACCGUGUGGUGAUGACCCGCAAGCCGGUGGCCGGGGUGAUGACCAACCAGGUCAUUUUCAAUGGCGAGGUGGUCGGCCCCGGCUUCGAGAAAGACGGCAUCGUGGUCUCGCGCCUCGGCAUCAAGAUGUACGUGACCAUCCCCCAGCUCGGCGUGCAGGUCAUGUUCACAGGCCUGAUCUUUUCGGUGGAGGUGCCCUUCAACACGUUUGCCAACAACACCGAGGGCCAGUGCGGCACCUGCACCAAUGACAAGAAAGACGAGUGCCGCAUGCCCGGGGGGACGGUGGCUGCCUCCUGCUCGGCCAUGUCCCACCACUGGAAGGUGACCAACCCCGACCAGCCGUCCUGCCACGGGCCUUCAGUGAGACCCACGGACCCAGCCACCGUGCACCCCACAGACCCGGCCACAACGUGCCCACCGUCUGCGAUCUGCAAGUUGAUCCUCAGCGAGGUCUUCGAGCCUUGUCACUCCACCAUCCCGCCCAUGCCGUUCUACGAAGGCUGUGCCUUCGACCACUGCCACGUGAGCAGCCCGGAUGUGGUGUGCUCGGGCCUGGAGCUGUACGCCUCGCUCUGCGCGGCCUUUGACGUGUGCAUCGACUGGAGGGGCCUUACCAACGGCACCUGCCCCUUCACCUGCCCGCCCGACAAGGUGUACCUGCCCUGCGGCCCGUCCAACCCGCCCUACUGCCACGGAAACGACAGCGCCAACCUCCUGGCCCUCCCCGAGGCCGGCCCCAUCACCGAGGGCUGCUUCUGCCCCGAGAGCACGCUGCUCUUCAGCACCAGCGUCGAGGUCUGCGUGCCCAGCGGCUGUCCCAGGUGCAUGGGACCCUCGGGAGAGCCGGUGAUGCCGGGCGACACCAUCAGCUUCGAGUGCCAGGAGUGCACCUGCGAGAGCAGCUCCAUGACCCUGAGCUGCCGAACGAAGCCCUGCCCGCCGCCCCCCGCCUGCGAGCUGUCCGGCUUUGUGCAGAUGCCCCUGGCCCCCGCAGCUGGCGAGUGUUGUCCUCAGUACACCUGCGCCUGCAACGCCAGCUACUGCCCCAAACCUGUGGACUGUCCUGCGGGCACCCACCUGACCCUGCUGCAAGAGGAGGGGGCCUGCUGCCCCGUCCAGAAGUGCAGGUGGACGCAGUGCAACGUCAACGGGACCCUGUACGAGCCCGGCGCUGUGGUCUCCUCCACCCUGUGUGAGACGUGCAGGUGUGAGCUGCCCGACAGCCCCGAGGUGGACGUGUUCAAAGUUACCUGUGAGACCCAGAUCUGUCCCACCCACUGCCCCGUGGGCUCCGAGUACCAGGCACAGCGCGGGCAGUGCUGUGGGCGGUGCGUGCAGGUGGCCUGCGUCUCCAACUCCAGCAGCGGCUCCGCCCACCUCUACUCCCCCGGCGAGUCCUGGCCAGACCCCGAGAACCGCUGUGUGACCCACGAGUGUGAACGGCACCUGGACGGGCUGGUGGUGGUGACCACGAGGAAGGCCUGCCCCCCGCUCAGCUGCCCUCGCGACCAAGCCCAGCUGAGCGAGGACGGCUGCUGCGUCUUCUGCCCGCCACCUCCCUCCCAGAACACGUCCACGUGCGCGGUGCACCACAGGCUCCAGGUCAUCCGGGAAGAGGGCUGCAGCUCCGCCGAGCCCGUGCGCCUGGCCUACUGCCGGGGCAACUGCGGGGACACCGGUUCCAUGUACUCCCUGUCGGCCAACACGGUGGAGCACAGGUGCAGCUGCUGCCAGGAGCUGCGAACCUCGCAGAGGAAGCUGAGCCUACGCUGUGCCGACGGCUCCCGCCGGGACUUCAGCUACACCCAGGUGGAGGAGUGUGGCUGCCGGGGCCAGCGGUGCCCCGCGCCUGCCGACGCCGGCCACCCGGGCCCAUCGCAGUCGCCACAGUGGUCCCCCAGGCCUGCCCAUUAA